Molecule: messenger RNA, 1713 nt
Organism: Lentinula edodes (shiitake mushroom)
Lineage: Eukaryota; Fungi; Basidiomycota; Agaricomycetes; Agaricales; Omphalotaceae
Exons: 8
Coding region: 279-1583 (434 amino acids)
Source: RefSeq, a predicted model, not a curated record
UUCAUUACCUCUAUAUGAUCUAACUCAAAGCUUAGUAGAACACUCGUCGACUAGAGCAAAAACCGCUUUCGAGUGUUUCUCAAUCCCUGGAUUCUGCUCAUUCUGAAUUACAAGACUAGUUGAAUAACCAUGAUUGCUGGGACCUGAACAAACCAUCCGCCGAUAACUCUACCGCAAACCUCGUGUUCUCGACUGUCAGUUCUCUACUACAAUCCAUUUCUAAUUCACGGUAUCGAAACGGGUACACCAUUAUUCCCGGGAUCGUUCAAUCCAGGACCAUGCUUUAUCACGGUCGAGGAGAUUCGGACAUCCUUACCAUGGACUGGGUCGCAUUUGAGCCUGAGUCGUCCUACACUUUCUGUCGAAUAUUCGGUGGAGCUGAAAACUGUUGGCUUCAUAACUUUGUGGUUGACCGUCCUCUUCGGGUGCUUUACUUUGAUGGAUCUGGUACAGCGCUAGCGGCAUUCCCCCUGGGCUCAAUGGAUAAUCAGGAUAUCUUCGCUUCGGGCGAAAUCAAGCCCGACAUGGCACUGAACGAAGGAUUAAGGAGUCACAAAGUGUGCGAGUGGGCGUUGAAACUGGGAUUGGAUGGGUUUAUCAGCCUGAACGUUUUUCAACGAGAUAAUGCUCUGCAAUUUUGGAUCGGUGAAGCUCGUCUCUUCUCAGCAUUUGAAAUCAACGCCGCCGACUUCAACAUACAUGCCAGCGCCCUCGGGCCCUAUGAAGAUACCAUCAUAAUGAUAUACGUCAUGUUCAGUUUGUGCCGUUCUACAUUCAACUCCAUUCCGCCUUUCAUUCCGUUCGGUUGGAUUCCGUUCCUUCAUCAUUCCGUUGCAUUCCACGACACAACACUAGCUCCGUCGUUGAUUAAUGUUCGUUCUGGUAAACCUAGAUUGGCCCAUCGUUUACUCGGUAUCGAAGAGGAUGAUAUUGUGCGGGUGAGGAAGUACUUGGAGGAGCAAAUCGCAGAAACACCGUGGUCCUCUUUGCAGCCUGAGGCCGUCGAACACGGUAUCGACUGGCCUGAUUACCUACAUUCCAUCAUCAGCCUGUACGGAAAACCCCUCGAAGACAUAUGGUCCGAUAUUCAACUAAAUAAUCAGGAUACUCAAGUGAAGACAGCUUUCCGACUGAUUGAGUACACUGUUCAACGAUUCAUCUUGUACUCUGUGUCCCCUGUCGGGAACCCUUCCGAUUUUGCUUGGGCUUCUCCCAUUUACAAAGAAUGUGCAUUAUCCCACACUUCGUCCAUCUCAACCACGUCACGUACAAAGUCGGAAGCUCUUCUACGUAAUGCGGUGGAAGGAACGACGCGCGAACUAUGCCGAGUUUUAACUAAGAUGUGGGCAAUGGGCGUCCAUGAGGGGUUAAGUUCCCUUUUUGACUCUCCAAUGUCAUCCGCACAUCCUCUUGUACGGAAUGCAGUUUUGGAUGCCUGGAAACUCGAGCUAGGAUAUUUGAUACAAUGGCUUGACUGGAAUGUUUGGAUUAGGUGCAAGCCUGCAUGCGGUGAACAGGAACCGUGUUACAUCCCAAAUUUCCCUCUCAGCAUAGAAAAAAUUUUCGCUGCCAGUUUGGCGUGAAGACGACCCAAAAACUCGGUGCUUAAGGACUGUACCUCCCUAUAUCUAUGUCGAUGAUUACUAGCUCAAGCUAUAUCCCCAAUGUAAAUGUUUUCGGGACCCCUCGAAAGGUCUAAGGGUAAAUAGCAAG